UUCAUGUGAGCACUGAGGCUUGCUUUUAGACCUUUUUAAUGGGAGGUGUGUCGCUGCUGCAGAGUGGACACUGCAGACACAAGCCGAGGAGGUUGUUCUGGCUCAUCACAUGGAGUCUCUGGCCGGCUACGUGUACAAGGCAGCAAGCGAGGGUCGAGUCCUGACCCUGGCCGCAUUGCUGCUCAACCACUGCGAGGGGGAGACCCGGUACCUGCUGGACUAUGUGACCCAGCUAGCCGGGCAGAGGUCCACUCCUCUCAUCAUCGCAGCCAGGAAUGGACACGACAAGGUGGUGCGUCUGCUGCUGGAUCACUACCGGGUGGACACUGAGCAGACGGGCACGGUGCGGUUUGAUGGCUACGUGAUCGACGGGGCGACGGCGCUGUGGUGCGCGGCGGGGGCGGGGCACUUUGAGGUGGUUCGUCUACUAGUGACUCACAAAGCCAACGUCAACCACACCACCGUCACCAACUCCACCCCGCUGCGAGCCGCCUGCUUCGACGGACGGCUGGAUAUCGUCCGCUACCUGGUGGAGCACAGCGCCGACAUCCGCAUCACCAACAAGUACAACAACACCUGCCUGAUGAUCGCCGCCUACAAGGGUCACGCCGACGUCGUCAAGUUCCUGCUGGAGCAAGGCGCCGACCCCAACGCCAAGGCCCACUGCGGAGCCACCGCCCUGCACUUCGCGGCGGAGGCGGGGCAUCUGGACAUCGUGACGGAGCUGGUCGGCCGGCAGGCGUCCAUGGUGGUGAACGGACACGGCAUGACUCCCCUGAAGGUGGCGGCGGAGAGCUGCAAAGGCGACGUGGUGGAGCUGCUCCUGGCGCACGCCGACUGCGACCGGCCGAGCCGCAUCGAGUCGCUGGAGCUGCUCGGCGCCUCGUUCGCCAACGACCGGGAGAACUACGACAUCCAGAAGACGUAUCACUACCUGCACACGGCCAUGACGGAGCGCUACAGCGACCCGGACGACGUCAUCUCCAAGGAGCAGCUGCCGCCCAUCGAGGCCUACGGGGGGCGCCGCGAGUGCCAGACGCUUCAGGAUCUGGAGGCCAUCCGAGUGGACCGGGACGCCCUGCACAUGGAGGGGCUGAUGAUCAGAGAGCGGAUCCUGGGCUCGGACAACAUCGACGUGUCUCAUCCGAUCAUCUACCGCGGCGCCGUCUACGCCGACAACAUGGAGUUCGACCAGUGCAUCAAGCUGUGGCUGCACGCGCUCCGCCUGCGGCAGAAAGGAAACAGGAACACUCACAAGGACCUGCUCCGCUUCGCCCAGGUCUUCUCCCAGAUGGUCCACCUCAAGGAGCAGGUCUCGGCCUCGGCGGUGGAGCAGGUGCUGAGCUGCAGCGUCCUGGAGAUCCAGCGCAGCAUGACUCGGGUGGAGACCGCCGCCGAGGCCGAGCUCCCGUCGGCGUUGGACAACUACGAGUCCAACGUCUUCACCUUCCUGUACCUCGCCUGCAUCUCCACCAAGACCACCUGCCCCGAGGAGGAGCGAGCCCGCAUCAACAAGCACAUCUACCAGCUGAUCCAGCUCGACCCUCGAUCCCGCGAAGGCUCGUCGCUGCUCCACCUCGCCAUCAGCUCCAACACGCCGGUGGACGACUUCCACACCAACGACGUGUGCAGCUUCCCCAACGCCCACGUCACCAAGCUGCUGCUGGACUGCGGCGCUCAAGUCAACGCGGUGGACAACGAGGGCAACACGCCGCUGCACGUCAUCGUCCAGUACAACCGGCCAAUCAGCGACUUCCUCACGCUGCACGCCAUCAUCAUCAACCUGGUGGAGGCCGGCGCUCACACGGACAUGACCAACAAGCAGAAGAAGACGCCGCUGGACAAGAGCACGACGGGGGUCUCGGAGAUCCUGCUGAAGACGCAGAUGAAGAUGAGUCUCAAGUGUUUGGCGGCGAGGGCGGUACGGCGGCACCAGAUCACGUACCGGAACCAGAUCCCCAAAACGCUGGAGGAGUUCGUCGAGUUCCACUGA
This is a messenger RNA of Scomber japonicus (chub mackerel), 1993 nucleotides long. It is a transcript of the gene fem1b, whose product is annotated as fem-1 homolog b. Gene Ontology annotation, molecular function: protein binding. Lineage: Eukaryota; Metazoa; Chordata; Actinopteri; Scombriformes; Scombridae. The transcript has 2 exons. The record is from RefSeq and is a predicted model, not a curated record. The coding region runs from base 110 to 1993 and encodes 627 amino acids.